Messenger RNA from Knipowitschia caucasica, 567 nucleotides. The record is from the annotation of a GenBank genome assembly. NCBI's taxonomy places the organism in Eukaryota, Metazoa, Chordata, Actinopteri, Gobiiformes, Gobiidae.
AUGGGGAACAUCACAAACCAUUACCUCCUCACUUACAGUCUGAAAAAGCCUCUGCUCAGACGUGACCAGGAACAGUCACCAGAAGUCGCGCAGACUGAAAACGAGGAGGUACCAGUUCACACUGUCCACAAUGAAGAGGACCGCACCACAAUUUUUGAAGAAAGCGUUGGAAUUACAAAUGAAAACUGCCUGACAAGUCCUUUUGGAGACUUGACUCUGAGGGCUCAAGAGACAGUGGUCAAUGACACGGUUAGUUCUACGUCUUCAGAGAGCAGUUUAUCACCGGAACCAUCUACUGAACCAUGUAGGAUUUCUCCAAGUCUCCACAAAGGCUCCUACUUCAUCACCAACGCACUCACCCAAAAACUGAUCAAACUGGCUGGAUCCAAAGACCACCGUAACGCCAGUCUAAUGGGUGUCCGCCUGCAUCACAGCAUCAAGCAGCAGCUGGAGUUAGAUGAAAACUGCCAGAUAAAGCUGAAGAACUUAGAGAAAGUCGGUAAAGCAGUGGCUAAACGUCUCUCUGUGGAGUAUGGAUCGGCAGGAGCAGUCCUGAGUGCGGCUUGA